Messenger RNA from Zymoseptoria tritici IPO323, 1008 nucleotides. RefSeq lists its product as uncharacterized. The record is from RefSeq and is a predicted model, not a curated record. The transcript has a single exon. Bases 1 to 1008 code for a protein of 335 amino acids. Lineage: Eukaryota; Fungi; Ascomycota; Dothideomycetes; Mycosphaerellales; Mycosphaerellaceae.
AUGCCGCUAAACUACCUCGCCAUCAUCAUGCACCGUCAGUACAUGAAGGCGCAAGGCAAGCAAGUCACGGCCGGUGCCCUCGCAUCGAAGAAGAUGAAAGAUCUUCCCCUCCCGACCGAAAUCCUCCUCAAGAUUGCCGAAUACCCACUACCAACGACCGUCCGAAUGUGCGCUGGCCACGGAUUCUACACCCAGCCUAAUUAUGUCGACUCAUUCGUCGACCGCGAAACCAUACUGAAUGUGCGAGCCGUGCUCAACCUCCAGCUCACUUCACGACAAUUGGAGCCAAUCGCCCGAACGACAAUCCAGAACUACUUUGACAACCGACCCGAAACGCUUCAUGUCGCGUACGCGAGGGAGUGGAAGGGGAGCCGGAACAAGGCGCGCUUGGAUACUCCCAUCUACGAAUUCAUCAGCAAGUUCCGCACGCUUCGAGUCGAGAUGUCGUUCAAUUUUGGCUACUUCCCUCAUACACCCGAGCCAGAUUUUGAGCAUACGGUCAAAACGCUCAGCAUCACCGUCACCCACCGUGGGGACAGCUGGAGAGUACUGGCCGUCGAUGUGACUACCCUUCUGGGCCUCAAAGUGUACGACCGACGGAUAUUGGGCUUGGCGAGAUGUGAAGACGCUUUCAUCCAAGCCGCCAUUGCACGUGUGGGAGCGGCGCUCAUGGCGUUGGGCAAUCAUCGGCAGGGUUCUGAUCUCCUCUGUACGAUGAGGUUGGACGUGGAGAGGGACUGGAAAGGUGUCCCGGAGCGAGACUUCGGAUUAUGGGAUAUGUUGCCGUUGAGCACAGACUGGGCGAGGUACAUCCCGGCGGGAUAUGAGCAUGGACAUCGCGAUCGGAGGCUAGCGUGGGUGGGAGGGAAGGGCAGUAGCGCGGGCACAAAUGGAGGAUUGCGGACUACGGAUGUCAAGGGCGAGGAACGAGGGGCGAAACACAAGGGUACAGGUGUUGACGGAGGGACUCGGAUUGGCGGCGGAGAUCUCGACGACAAGACAGGCUGA